Messenger RNA from Rotaria socialis, 486 nucleotides. NCBI's taxonomy places the organism in Eukaryota, Metazoa, Rotifera, Eurotatoria, Philodinida, Philodinidae. The record is from the annotation of a GenBank genome assembly.
AUGGCAACUGUAAUCAGCUCUUACACACCUUAUAUGUAUCAUCAACAACCAUAUUAUUAUCCAACAUUACCAUCAGUUUAUCCUACACAAACUGGUGGCAAUAAUCAUUAUUAUCCAAUGCAAACUGGUCCCAAUAAUCUUUAUUAUCCAAUGCAACAACAACAACAACCUCAACAGCAACAACAACGACAGCCAACAAAAGUUGAAUAUGUCGAUUCAGAAUUACAAUCAUUACGUCCUCGUCGUCAACCUCGAAUUUAUCGACAAGUAAUUGUAUUACCCACACCAGAACCGAUCUAUCGACAAGUGCGACACCGAUUACCAACACCUGAAAGGCAAGUCAUUCAACGAACAAUCGUUCAAAAAGGCAACGGUGAUGUCAUUGUUCGAGAACAACGACCAAAACCAAAAGUCAGAAGCCACAGCCGAUCAGAACAUAACACACAAUCGCGAUCGUCUCGUUCACGACAAGUACAUACUGACUAA